UUAUAAUUUGGUAGUAAAUUUAGUAACGCAUUAGAAAACCAGUUUCUAUUUUAAACCAGACAGGUACUUCAUGUUAACGUUUACAAUAAUAAAAAGACACAUUGCAUGGUACUUAAAACUCAUUGCACUUUUUCACUGAGUUUAACAGUAACACUAUAAAGUGAUGAUAUAAAAAUCCGAAUUCAAAAUCGAAAGUAGGAAAUUAAAUCUACGGUGGAAAUAACCUAUUUCAGUAACCUUCAAAUAUGUUAUUUGGACACUGUUGAAAUUAAAAGAUAUCAUAUAACAGCAAUUCAUCGUAUAUGACACUAGUGCUUGCUAAAAAUACAUCAAACGAAGAACUUUUUAUCGAAACUUAGUAGAUAUGGACUUAGAUUGACAAAGGAUUGUUGUUUUUCAGUGCGUCGAAACCAAAAGUGGAAGUACCAGGAAAUGAGAUGUCUGUUUGAACUAUCAGAAAACAUCUCCUUUGGCCAUGUCGGACAACCCGGAAAGGUGUGCCAACUAUUUAAAAAUCGUAAGACUAAUCGUUGACGUUGGGACGGAUACUGUUAGAGACCUGUUCUAUUUUUAUAAACCAAAGGAGAGGGUAGCCGCCUUUUUUGCAAGCCAUACAAUUCUCGAUGAAUUAUUUGACUUAAAACGGAGACAUGUGAUAACCUCGGAGCAGUUUGAGAAGUUAACAAAUGAUCCAAACCCGGAUGAAAUUGAUAUUUCAUUACUCAUUACAAUUUUAAUAAAUUUGUUUAAAUGGACAAUAGAUAAACCUGAAAAUGGCUGGAAUAACCCAAUUGCUGAAGAUGAUGCCACACUCGGUGCUGACCUUUUACGUCUGAAGAAAUUAAGGAAUUCGUUAGUAGGACAUAGUCCAGACGGUAAUAUUUCUACCGAAGAAUUUGAAGACUUAUGGGGACAGACUUCAUGUAUUUUAACCAGGAUUGCAGAAAUUACACACAAUGAUACAAUUGCAGUUGUGAUAAAGUGUUAUAAGUCCAGUUCAUUAGACAAACAUGAUGAUAAGUAUAUCCCAUUAUUACGACAGUGGUAUGAAGAGUCGAUGUCAGCUAUUUCGAAUCUUCAACGGAGGGUGGAGGAACUCUGUGAGAAAACCAACGAGUUUAUGUUGUUCUUCAAAAGUGACAUUCCAGAUAGAUAUAAAAGAUAUGCGCUUCUUCUUACCGAAGGUGGAAUGUUAGUUUUAGCAGAUAUUCUCAGGAGAGAAUUAUCGAAAAAUGGAGAUUGUUUAGAAAAAAUACAAGAAAGAAAUUUGGAGUUUUUUAAAACGUUAACUGUCAAAGAAGAUUCAGAUUGUUCUACUCGUGUUAAACUUGGAACAAAUGUCUCAAAAUGGGGACUUCAGACCCUUGCAAAAGUAAUUCUACAUCUGUAUGCUCCCGGACUUAGUAGAAUGGAAAACAAAGCUAUUCGUGCCCUAAUGGAAGCUAGUGGAAACUACACAAAAACGGCAUUGGUGUCUUAUCAUAGUGACAAAUUUCGGUCAUUUUGGACAGACAUUGUAACAAAUAUUAGUAUUCUCGCAGCUGGACUUGAAGAAAACACCCAAAUAUUGUGCCAAGAUCUCAUAAAGAAAUAUGACACUGAACCGAUCGAUGAGUAUGCUGCACAUAGCUGUCUAACACAGCUUGGUAAAAACUGUUCUUUAAUGCAAAGGCUUAUUCAUCAGUAUUUAGAAACAAAGAAAAAGUUAAAGCAAGCGGUGGAGCAAAUGAGACGAGAAGGGGCUGGCUUUGGCUCAGAUCAUGUCAUCGAACUAAAAAUGAUGACGCAUGGGAAGACGGAGCAGAAACAGAAACUAGCAGAAAAUAUACUUUUCACGGUGUGGCAAAAGGCAAUGAGUCUAUCCGAUGAUCCCGGAAAUUUUGAGGCUAUCGAGGAAGCAGUAAACAGAAUCUUGGAAGGGAUAAGGCACUUGCCAAAUGUCAAGGUUGCGAAUGUGGAAAGACAUUGUAUCAUAGUAAAGGUUGUGUGUUCAUCAUGCCUUGGUCUGUUGCAGCUUUUAGACUUCAUAGAGUCUGUCUUAUUUACGGAGUGUAUGCAGUCUUUUAGUAAAUCGCUCAGUGCAUUCUGCGGAGAGGAGAUUAUUGUAACUGCUUUCUGUAGUAUAGAAAGUAUGUUGGAAACAAUUAUUCACAUCCGGGAUAAAGAGGUCAUUUCGAGCACUAUGAGUGUAAAAGUAAAAUGUUCCACUGUAGAUGCGGUGCGGAAUUUUCAAAAGAUGGUACAGGAUGGCAAAACAACCAAUACUAUGAAUAAUAUAGCACAGGCGCUGACAGAAGAUCUAGGGGAAAAGAUAUCGAUAGAUACCAGCGUGGAUGUUAAAGGUCUAGACGCAUUGAUUAAUGAUGAAUGUAUUUACAACUCGGCAUGGAUCUCAUACGGUUUGUUUGAGGUAAAAGGCGCUAGUAGACACGGCCCGCUUUAUGAAGAUCACUUCAGGCGUAUCGUAGCCGAUAUCAAAUAUUCAAAGUCGUACUUAUAUGCUCGUAUGAAAGAAAAAUAUUUCCCCAGAUCUAAGUCACUUCCUGAUCUAUUGCAUCCAGAGAGUGAAUUCUUAGACAAUACUCGACAGAAAUGGCAACAUUCAAAAUCCUCUGAAAGUAUACGUCUUUGGGAUUACGAACCUGAAGAAGAGUUUAACCUAGAUGAUAUCUUCUCAUCAAUCGAGUCAUUACAGAUAAACUCUUUCCACAGUGAUGAUGGGUCAAGAAGCUCUAUAGGCCUAGAAAUAGGCAUUUCCAGGAAAUUUGGAUCAAGUAGUUCGUUUGGAUCGUUUGCUUCAGAGGCGUCUCAUAUCUCUUCAUAUUCUGUUUUUUGAAGACAUUUCAGUUGAUAUUUAUGAACAUGUGCAUAAUACUUAAAAGCAGGAAAAAGAAAAUUCAUUUUAUAUUGACAGAGGGUGAGAUCUAUCGAUUUAGGUAUCAAUGGAUACUAUGUCAAACGGAUCUGCAUUUUUGCUGCGGUCAUAACUGUUUGUUUAGAUAAAGUUAUCAUCAUCAUUAUUGUUAUUAUUAUCAUUAUUCUUAUUAUGUACAACGAUACUGAAUAUGUCAUUGUAUAGAAAUAGGCGUAUAAUCAAAUUUUUCAGUUUCAGUUUUAGUUUCAGUUUUAUUUAAAGGCAUAGAUCCACCAAGUGUUCCCCACAAAUCCAAAUGAACAAAUUUGACUGCAACUUAUCACGGCUUACAUUACACCUGUUCUUGAUAGGGUAAUUAGCUCUGCAGACGGUUGUUUUCACUAGGCAACGAAGCGAUGUGCACUGAAUUUGUGUGUGUGUGCGUGUGUUCGGGUUUAACGUCUUUUUCAACAAUUUUUCAGUCAUAUAAACGACGGUGUCUACUUGUAGCAGUGAGCACAAUGCCCAACUUUAUAGUGCUGCCUCACUGGAAUAUCACGCCGUAGACACGUGGCAUGAUACCCCUCCCAGUCACAUUAUACUGCCACCGGGCUGACCAGUCCUAGCACUAUCCCCUUAAUGCUGAGCGCAAAGCGAAGAAGCUAGUACCAUUUUUUACGUCUUUGGUAUGACGCGGCCGGGGAUCGAACCCACGACCUCCCGCACUCGAAGCGGACGCUCUACCACUAGGCUACCGAGGCGGUGCACUGAAUUUGAGUAUUAAUUUUCUAAAGUAAAUGUAAACUGACAAUAAAGGUAAUUUUAAUAAAUACGUUCUUGUUUAACAUUAAUCGUUGGAAUAGACAUUCGUUG
This is a messenger RNA of Mercenaria mercenaria, 3727 nucleotides long. RefSeq lists its product as uncharacterized. Lineage: Eukaryota; Metazoa; Mollusca; Bivalvia; Venerida; Veneridae. The transcript has 7 exons. Bases 476 to 2836 code for a protein of 786 amino acids. The record is from RefSeq and is a predicted model, not a curated record.